GAGAUAGUCUACAGAGGAAGAUGAGAAUGAGACCAGACAAGGCUCAGCUUGUGCAUCAACACAUUCUAGAAGAUACCAAUAUGGAGCCCAUGGUUAGUGCCACACAUCAGCGACUAAAGAGGGCCAGGAUUGAACAGGACCUGGACUGCAAGAUCAAGAACAGACCCGGUCCUCUGGAACUCAUCGAAGGCAACAUCUUGAAAGCAGAACAUUUUGUGGAGCAGGCUGUCAAAGAUGGCAAGGUCAAGUUUCUGAAGACUAAUGAGAUGGAUACGUGUGAUGACUCACCUUAUAACUUUGAUGAGGACAGUCAAGAGGGGGGUAGCGAUGAACCCAUGUCGCCCCCUCAACUCUACUCCCAGCAGUCUGAUAAUCCUCCAAGUAGUGUGGGGAGUAUACCCUCACCCCCGGACUUUACGUCAUACUAUGACCAUCACAUGAUUCCUCCUUCAAUAACUUCCAGCAGCCCUAUUCAAAUUAGGAUUCCAUCGACUACCCCGACGACGAUGUCGAUGAUCACGAUAAAGCAGGAACCAGGUGUCACCAGCCCUCCUCCGAUUGUCAGCAUGCCGAACACAGUCACGUCAUCGUCGCCGUCGAGCAGUAAGAGCGGGUCGUCAUCGUCCUCGAGCUCAAAGAAUUCAAGGAAGAAACAGACGAAGAGGAAUAAGCCAAAGGAGAUAAAAUUCCAUGAGUACAAGCCUCCUAACGAACAGGCAAAUAAACUAGCGAUUCCUCCCAAUGCCAGUAACCCUUAUAACUUGUUGUUGAUGCAGCAGCAACUGCUUCUGCAACUUCAGCUGUUACAACAGCAGCAUCACCAGCUUAUUCUACCCAACGCUCCGAACAUGAGCACAACGACUUCCAGCAAAUUGUCAUCAAACAGUAAUCAGGGGUCUCAAUCUCCAAGCAGUACCACGGUGACGAGCUCGUCCUCACCGACACCUCAAGAUAACAAGGCUAAUGUGGCCAACUGCACAAAGACAAGAAUCCUCUCAAACCUUGAGGAUAUGAAGGUUUCAGAAUUAAAGAUGGAGUUGAAGAAUAGAGGACUUCAUGUAUCUGGCACAAAGCCCCAGCUUGUAGAGCGGUUACGCCCCUAUGCUGAUGUGUCUAUGUCACCCGUAGCGACUGCAAAUUCCUCUAAUCAGGAUGUCACGUCGUCGUCAAUAUGUUCAGGAACAAGUGGUACCAAGGUCACAAGCUCAACCGAUGCUGGUCAAGAGGUUGCGAGUGAGACUGGCAGCGCAAGGGCAUCUAUGAGUUCACCGCCAGUGUCGCCUCCUGACUUCAAAUCUCCAGUCUCUGUAGCCACUUCUGAGAUGUCUGACCCUGCUUCUCCCGGCAGUGCCUUUGAUCCAAUGUCCCCUUCCACAUUCCAGAUGGCACCACCUCCAUCAGUCACCACCAAUCCCGGUUCAGUUGUCUCGGCAUCCUCACCCCCCAGUGUUUUCAGCCCCAGCUCAGAAAGCAUGCAUAAGCAGCAGGUCCAGACUAAUGUGCAGAUGCUGAACUCUUUCCAGAAUCAAACCUUCCAGAUGGAGUUGAAUGACAGCAACUCUGUCAUGGAACAGGUGAUGGACAUGUCUGCUCAGUUGGCUUACAACGAUCCAGCAGUCAGCAGCGAUAUUCUCCGCAAACAACAACAGAAGAUUGAAGAGCUUCAGAGGGCUCUCAGGUUAUCACAGCUCCAACUGCGCCAACACCAGACAAACUUGCAGUCACCUAUCCUGAGUCCACCUCCUGCUCCACCACCACCACCGGCUCAUACUGCAGCCCCUUCUGGAGCGACUGGCGUAUCGCCCAAAACGGGUUCUCCGAUCAAGCUCGCAAGCAUCAAUCCGCAUCCACCUCCCCCUCCAAUAAGCAUGCCAUCCAUCAACAAUCCUCCAGCGACGACCAUUUCAACGGCCAUCAAGCCACCGCCCCCUCCUAUAACAGCAGUUCACAUCAAGUCCCAAUCCCCUCCGAAGCAGUCCUCCCCACCCGUGUUCCAACCUCCAGACUUUGCCACAUCCUUGAACCAGCAGCAGAGGACCUUUACCUUCACCACACCCUCACCCAACGGUCAACCCUUCCUCUUCUCAAAGACAACUCAAGAGGUCAAACCAGGGGCGUUGUCUAAUGGACUCUUGCCUGGACAGAAGUCAUCGUCUUUGCCCAGCAGUCCGACCGAUCCAGAGGCAGUUCUGGGUAUUUCCAGUGGGGCCAGUCUACCGGCCUACAACAGUCCACCACCUAACUAUGAAGAGGCUGUCAGACAAACCAAGGAAAGGAAGGCUCACCUUGGAUCCCUCUUGAACCCUAUCAACACGGAGACUGGUGAACCAAGGAUGACAAAGAGCCAAGACCUAGAUGAUCUUCUGGAAGUUCUGGUUGAUCAUGGAUAUCAAAUUCCAGUAACUCCCAAGAACAAGGAUGUGAUAAACUUGAGUCAUACAAGACUCCAGACUCACGUCUCACUCCCAAGUUUCUCCAUGGCCACGACAUCAUCUAGCCCAAGAUUCUCACAGGCAGGAGUCCUGAACUCGACAUCCACCAGCCAACAAGGAAUACCACAGAGUCAGAUGCCCCAUCCCCCUCCACCACCGCCUCCCCAUCCUCAGCAACAGCAGCAACAACAGUCUCAAGAGCAGCAACAACAGCAGCCUCGGCAGCAGGUGAAGCAGCAGCAACAGCACAACCAUCCAGUUGCAGCAGCACCCAUUGCCAUCCCUCAUUCUUCUUCCGCUCCUUCCCCAUCCCCAAUGGAGCUACCGAUGGACGUCGACACCGCCGACAUGACCCUCAAUGCACUGGAUGUCGGCACAUCCCAGCCGAGUGUAAGCAAGGAGCAGCAUCUGAUGUCCUCAGCGACAAUGGACGACAAAGACAAUGCCAACAUCCUCUCGUUUGAUAUACCGAGCAUGCAGGUGGACGGGGACCGAGACGGCUCCACGUUCUGGGCAUUCGGAGACCACCCGUCGCCCAGUGCCGGGAUGCUGUGUCCGCCAUCAAGCAGCGAUUCAGACAUGAACUGGUUGGAUGUUAUGAUGUCAUCGUCCGGAUCAGGGCUCACCCCUGUCAGCGUGACCCCACCUACGAACAUCGGCGCUGAAGGGUCUCUUGGAACACCGCUAGGCAAAGAACCUUUCUCGCUCAACCUUUUUGAUUUGAAUGACGAUGCUUGGGACAAUAUACACGUCACCGAUUGAUGACGAUGUAAAUUAUGCUCCAAUUUUUUGUACCAUCCCAGAGAUCUUUACAAGCAAAGCAUGUUCCGUUGAUCAUCAUCACGGUACAAUUGGAACCAUUGGCAAGAGAAUGUUCCUGAAGACAUCACUGACAGUUACCUAUAGUCCAAAGAGGUUGGGAGACAUUAGGCGAUUUCAAGUUCAGUUUUGGCGUUGGUGUUAGGUAAUUUUUAUGUAAUCACAGCACCAAACAUAAAAUGAAGUUGGUCCUGAAAAGUCACUAUCUAGGUGUAGGGUUUGGAGCUAGGAAACGCAAUCCAAAUUGUGUUUCUACUACAAACACCGGACUUGAAAUCAUCCAUUGAAUCCGUGAUGAAAAGUGUAUUCUUGUAAUCUGAUCUCUGGGAUCUCAAGUCUAUUAUGACAUUUCCAAAGGUCCUUCAUCGCCAUGUUGUCCACCUUUUUUACAUCCAGUGCAGGAAUCACCAAAGUCCCUCACGUUUUAGAGGUAAAUUUUGGAAGAGACGCAUUGCAAGAACUUCUCCGCGCUGGUUAUAAAAGUGUUCCGAAUGACAAUGCCGAGAGGAAACCUGAAAAUUUUUUAACGAUUCCAUGAUUGUCGUAUCCUCAUUUUGUGUGAUGAAUAUCUGUAAGGUGUCUUGAAACAAAUAAAUUGCAGUUGCAAUACUAGUAUGGUGGCGAAAUGUACGCCGUUGAAUGGAGUUUAGCUUGUUUAUUAGGUGCCUGGACAUGUCAGUGUCAAUUUACCAAGGAAAGUUUGAUUGAAGGAAGAUUUUGGGAACUGAUACAGCUUCCACAUGAAGGAUUCAAGUAUUGACUAUGUGGAAGCAGAGCAUGAAUAUUUGAAUGUAUGAUACAAUGAUUAUAUUUUUGAAAGAUGGUGUCUGCAAAGCGUGGAAUUUCCCCUGCUUCGGAUGAAGGUUGGGGGGAAUAAUUAAGUAUUCAUCACAUUGAAAAAGAGACUGAUCCUAUGAUUCCUUUGAAGUUGUAUUUGUUUAUUGCUGUUCAGUUUGUCUGCUUGGAACUAUGCUGCUACGCAACCAUAGAACAUAAAUGUUCUCAAGGUAUUGUCAGAAUUUUGGCGUCGUCAGAGACCUGGAAUUCUCAAAUCUUGCUACGUUUUGUGGCCUUGAUGUUUGUUUGUGUCUCAAAGUUUCAGAUUUUAUUUAGUCACAUGUAGCUCUGUGCAGUGAGUGGAAGAGUAAAAAAUGAAAACAUGUGCACCUCAGAUUUUUUUAGAUAGUAUUUAUUUUUGUGGAUUCAUAUUUAUGUUCAUUAAUUAACUCAUACAAGGAUUUAUGUAUGGAGUGAUAUGUUUUUAUCAAUUUGUGUGGCAAUAUACCUUUUUAGUUUUCUUUUCAUUGUCAUGAUCGAAUGAUAUUGUGUUUUCUUUCUAGUGCUUUGUUUUUCAGUUCAAUUUUUGGAGAGUAUAAGUUUGAAAACACGAUCAUUAUAUUUGUGUAUUCAGAUUCAGUAAAGCCUGCAUAGGCAUCCUUGCAUUACUGAAUUCAUGAAGAUGAAAAAGACGUUUUUUUACGUUCGGUGCUUGGGAUGUGUGCUUUUGAAUUAUAUUUGACAUAGCAAGAUGUAUGUUUUUUGGUCUUUGACUAUAAAUUAAUAUUACUCUUUCAAAAAACAUGUCAGAUAUGAGCCAUAUAAUAUACUAGGCCUGUAAGAGAAGUCUGAGACUGAACGAUCAUGGUGAUAAAGAGAGGGCGCUCUAUAAUCAGUAUUAUGUACAGCCAGAAUUAACAAGGAUUCACAUCCGGGCCAUGUUUUAUAUACUUGUUAUCAAUAUCAAAUUACAUAUGUUGUUGUGAGCUAUUGAACUUGUAGCAUCUGGAAGAGAAUAUAUAUGUAUGAAUUUAUCUUUAGUUGUUGAUAACAAGUUUUAAAGACCUGGGGGAUGUUUCACCGAUAUUAAAGUUUGACUUAGAAUCGCAAUCAAAUUCCAGUCGCGUACGGUAUAGAAUGCAUCAGUGCAUUGGUCAGAUCAUGGUAAGGGGAUGCGCACUCCUGCGCAUUGAUCAAUGAUAUAUCGCAUUCAGUAAUAUUAUGUGUGUGCCAACAUUUAAACAUGACUUAAGUCACACUUAAUCUUUGUGAAGCACCCCCCAGUUAAGCAGUCAGAAGUCCAUCUCAACCGUAAAGUAUUUUGUUUGGACCAGGAUCAAGAUUUGGAUACAACAAACCUGCUUACACAGAAAGUGAAAAUGGUACCUAAUUUGGCUUUGAGAAUAUGUCAUUCCUAUAGAAGAUAUGAUAUGAAAUGAAAACUUAAAAUUAAUUUCUUUAAAUAUUGUUCCCAGACCUAGCCAGUCGAAAGUGAACAACAAAUAUUGCAUCAUAACAUCCAUAACUAAGCGUGCUCUCUUUAGGGGAAAAAAGUAUUCUACAACUCAAGCCAGCUGUAUUUGACUUUGAUCAAUGUUAAAUCAGUUUCUGUGGCAAAAUUAUUUCAUUAAUUUCUUGACUGCCCGAGACAAAGUUGGGUCAUUCUCAAGAAAAUGUCACAAGUCCUGAAAAUCAGGAAUCAACUCAAUUUCUGGCCCACAGCUCCACCCCAGCAAAAAUUAUACAUCGUUGUGAGUCAAUGGAGCAGUAUGUUUACUCGAUUAGCCCUACGUCUUGGCAACAGAAGCUAGCUCGGACCUUAGUUGCCUGUGCAUUAUUUGUUUUAUUUCCUGUUUGAAUUUGAAUCAAUCAUAUUUUGCAUAGUGUAAUAACAGAAUUGGUCCAGAGACAGGGAGAAGCACUCUUCAUUGAGAGUUAAGGCUACCGCACAUCUUACGACUGGGCCACGAUCCCAUUUUGGGUUAAAAUGUGUUUGGCUCAUUUUCUGAAAAUGUGAAUGAAAAGUAUCCUUUUAUUUGAGGUUCAAAUUAACUGAAAGAAUACUAAUAUAACAAUUUUGGAUGAUUAAAAACCUUUAUUUAGGAGUAAAAGCCAAAUUAUGUUUCAAAUCAUAACCAAUCGUACAAUUGCUACGACGUCAUUACGACUAGAUAUUAAAUUCGCUUUUAUUUCUAAUAAGGAUGAUAGCAUAGUCAGAGAUUUGAACAUAGGUAUUCGUGCCGUAACUUAGAACAUUAAACACUAAGAUAUUCGAUGUUUCAAUUAUCAGGUCGCAGGUCAAUCGUAAGGUGUGCGGUGGCCUUUAGACAUACUGGCUCUGAUGCCACUGUCGCACCUACGGAAUCGACUCCAGGACGAACAAAUUUAAUUACGUUAUUACCAAUGACAUAUUAUUGGUCUGUUUGGAGUCUGUUUCUUUGGUGUGAAUGUAGCGUUGUGGCUAUGUAGUUGGUAGCAUUAAACUGUCUCUUCUUGCAGGCCUAGUAGUUACAUGUACUAAAGGCGAUCUCCUUUUUUUCUUUCCAUUGAACUGUUUUAGACAAAAAGCAUUCCACCUCCUCUUAAACAAGUGCGAGGUCACCAACAUGUUUUAUCAAUUUCUUGUGUUCUAUUCAUCUCUUUUUUUCCUUUUUAUUUUCCUUUCUCUCCAAGAUGCUUUAAUUUGGAAUGUAAAAGUUAAAUUCAGAACGUACUGGGUUUCUGCCAGAGCUUGAGCGCAUUUCAGGUUUGCCUGUGGAUUAUUUUGUUUUAUUUCCAGUUUUGUUGAUGAAAAUAUCAGAAAUAUUUCUAUUUAAUUUAUCUUCUCUUGAACAUUUUUUCCAGUCAAGUAGAAUACACUAGAUUAAUGUAAAUAAGAGCGAGUAUACAAAUUGAUUAUUGAUAUUUACUAUUGGCCAUAAUUAAUAUAAUUGUAGAGUAAGAAUUUGGGGUUGUUUUGUGUAAUAUGUUGUUAAGCAUUUAACGAUGUCCCCCAUUAUAUAUUAAAGGUGUAUAUGUUGUUGAUAUGAAUUGUGUAAAGUAAACAAAAAAAAUCUGUAUGAAUAUGUACAUAGUAUUUCUGUGAUAUAGCGAGUGUGAUUUUUCUAACGACUUAUGAAGGCCUACCAUAACCUGUAGAUAGUUGGGUGUUCAAACGCUAUGCAAAACAUCACGACGUGAAUGGGUUACUAAAGUGAAACAAUUUGCAGAGUUGUAUUGUGUAAUGGUCUUCCACAGUUAAUUGGGAUAUAUUUUGAUUGUCAAUUUUCUUGUGUGAUAAUGUAACAUAAAAUGUACAAUUUGA
This is a messenger RNA of Lytechinus pictus (painted urchin), 7332 nucleotides long. RefSeq names its product myocardin-related transcription factor A-like. The coding region runs from base 21 to 3194 and encodes 1057 amino acids. The transcript has 5 exons. Gene Ontology annotation, cellular component: nucleus. The record is from RefSeq and is a predicted model, not a curated record. Gene Ontology annotation, molecular function: transcription coactivator activity. Gene Ontology annotation, biological process: positive regulation of transcription by RNA polymerase II; smooth muscle cell differentiation. Lineage: Eukaryota; Metazoa; Echinodermata; Echinoidea; Temnopleuroida; Toxopneustidae.